This is a messenger RNA of Prorocentrum cordatum, 335 nucleotides long. NCBI's taxonomy places the organism in Eukaryota, Dinophyceae, Prorocentrales, Prorocentraceae. The record is from the annotation of a GenBank genome assembly.
AUGGCUCUGCUCGCGGCUGCUAGAGCUGCCUGCAGCCGGGGCCCGUGCGAGGCCCGGCUCGUCGGCGCCAAGUUCGCGCGGCUCGAUGACCCCGUCGCCGUCGACGCCCUGACACAGGACGACCUCAGCGACGUCGAGCUGGAGGAGCUCCCCAUCGUGGUGCCUGCCGUCUGCCUCCCUUACAACGCCGGCCCGCUCGCCUCCGUAGACCGCGUCUCGGUGACGCUGCGGUCGGCUUUGGGCGAGGAGAUGCCAGCUGGCAUGGUCUGCGCGAAGGUCUCGCCGUCGCCCCCGGCGCGGCUCGCCGAGAGCUGCGCGGAGGACGAGGUGAUCGA